UCUCGAUGGCUAUCAUAUCAUAUGAUCAAUUGUGUGCUGCAUGCUAUACGCGAUGCAUCACUUUUGCAUAUUUGACAUAUGCCAAUCUCCAUGAUGGAAUGAUGUGGUGGUCUUGAAGAACUAACAGAUCUAUGGUGCACCUUAGUGCAAAACAUGCACCGCGGAGAAUCCCACUUGGGAACGUAGCCGUCAAAUAAGCAAGCCUGACCGACGUUGCGGUGGAGCUCUUGGCUACACCGACAGGCCAAGCGUUUGUAAAAUAAAACCCUCUCUAUGGGAAGGAAGGGCAAGAAGCGAGCCAAGGAGCGCCGUAUUCAGCGUCUCCAAGAGAUUUCCGAGCUCCGCAAGAUACCCUACCCCCCUCUCCAAAGAUGGUGGUCGUCGGAGACGGUCGCCGUCGUGACGGGGGCCAACCGGGGAAUCGGGUACGAGAUCGCUCGGCAGCUUGCGGGCCAUGGGCUGUGCGUCAUUCUCGCCUCAAGAGAUGCUGAUCGAGGGCGUGAAGCUGCUGAUGGGUUACGCGAACAGGGUCUUAAUGUGGACUCACACCAACUGGAUGUCUUGGAUGCCGCCUCCGUUGAAUCGUUUGUGAAAUGGGUUGUCCUCAAGUACGGCGGUCUUGAUAUCCUGGUAAACAGUGCAGGUGUCAACUUUAAUGUAGGCUCAAAUAACUCUGUUGAAUUUGCUGAAAAGGUUAUCGCGACAAACUAUAACGGCACAAAACAGAUGAUUGAAACCAUGAUCCCAAUAAUGAAACCUUCUGCUUCUGGUGCUCGCAUAUUGAAUGUGAGCUCAAGACUUGGUCGGGUCAAUGGCAGACGAAAUAGAGUUGGUGACACUAACUUGAGAGAGCAACUGUUGAGAGAUGACUGCUUAUCUGAGGAACUGAUUGAUGGUAUGGUUGCAAAAUUUAUCGAACAAGUUAAGCAGGGAAGUUGGGCAUCAAAGGGAUGGCCUCAAACGUUUACUGAUUAUUCACUAUCUAAGUUGGCAGUCAAUGCUUACACUAGACUGAUGGUAAGGAGGCUUUCCAGUAGGCCAGAAGGUCAGAAGAUCUACAUCAAUUGUUAUUGUCCAGGCUGGGUGAAGACUGCUAUGACAGCUUGGGAAGGAAACAUUUCAGCUGAGGAAGGUGCGGAUACUGGAGUAUGGGUUAUCCUGCUACCUAGUCAACCAGCCAUUACAGGAAGGUUUUUCGCUGAGAGACGUGAGAUAAGCUUUUAAACUAUGCACCUCAGCCAAGUGUUCUGUUCAGUUUGUUAUGGUCGUUGGUCCCAGGGCUUGCUAACAUGUCCGGUGGUCUCAAAUUAGCCCAAGAAAUAUUUAUGAAGACAAAAAAUGCAGAAAGAUACCAGUUUUAUCAUGCAAAGUGCUACUACCAGAAUGCCACUGAAGUGGUGUAAUAAAAAGGGUCAUGCUUUCUUCUUGAAAUCUUCACCGAUGACAUGAUCACUGGUUGAAUGACAUCGAGCUUAACUCGUUCAUUAACUGUGAUUUCUCUCAGUCCGCAAGCAGCAAGGAUUGUUGAGUGUUUCGUACUCCAUGGGCAGGGAAUGGUAUUCCAGCUUGAUGGUUUAGCAAUGCUGUCUUAGUGCCAUCUUGGAGUCUGGAAUGUCUCAUCCUUGAGAACCAAAGAGUAUCAGCAGGGUGCACUCUUUAAGAGCAGACUUGUUUCUUGAAGGUUGAAGCGGUAAGAUAAUGGCUUCUAUUUUCUGUAUUCUGUAAAGGAUUAUGCAUAUGAUCAUGUAAUCAACGGUGCAACACACUUGACUGGAAUUCCAAAAUGUUUGUCUGUGUUGCUUCCAUCAUUACUGUUUUCCAUGCUUUCUUGUCACAUUUCUCUCACUUAGAUUUCUAUGAAGGCUCUAAUGAGCAUCCAGUAUUAA
Elaeis guineensis (African oil palm) is the source of this 1886-nucleotide messenger RNA. RefSeq lists its product as uncharacterized. The record is from RefSeq and is a predicted model, not a curated record. Gene Ontology annotation, cellular component: membrane. Lineage: Eukaryota; Viridiplantae; Streptophyta; Magnoliopsida; Arecales; Arecaceae.